AUGUUAAUGCUCAAAUCUAACACAGCGAGUCCUAAUGCGGGAAUCAGGCGGCGAGUGCAGCGGCCACUGCCGCCGCCCAUCUUCACAACUUACGUCAAGACUCAUAAUGCAAAUAGCAUAAGACACUCCCAUCAUGAGCCAGCCUCCCAAGCUCCCACUCCUCACACACCAACUCUUGGCCGUCAGUAUCGCGCAGUGCCCGGCACCAUGCCGAGCAGAAAAGCAGAAGUCGGCGCCUCUCCCACACCGAACGAGCCCAGUGUCUCCCUCUUCUCCAAGGAUUUGACAGAGAUUCAGCGAGAGCGGGCUCUAGAAAUAUGGCACGACUACAUGUAA
Messenger RNA from Trichoderma atroviride IMI 206040, 336 nucleotides. The record is from RefSeq and is a predicted model, not a curated record. Lineage: Eukaryota; Fungi; Ascomycota; Sordariomycetes; Hypocreales; Hypocreaceae.